AUGCCUUGGCAACUCCAAUUGACCUUGGUACUAGCUUUGUGUCUUACUUCAACCCAGGCCUGGCCAGCAUACCAUUUUGUCAAGAGACAGUCUUCCGAAAAUCCACCGGGGCAGUCACAGGAUCCGACAUUCGAGGAAGAGUAUGAUUUUGUCAUCGCUGGAGGCGGCACCGCCGGCUUGACACUCGCCAACCGGCUGACGGAAUCGGGCAGAUUCUCAGUGCUCUGCCUAGAAGCAGGCUUCAAUCCUGAAGUAGUCGAGGCAUAUUCUACUCCAGGUGGAAACCAAUUCCUUAAAGGCAGCGCAGUCGACUGGGGGUUCGUCACUACGCCACAGGAACACCUUGGCGGGCGUACCCUACAGUAUCUGCGUGGAAAGGCGCUUGGAGGCUCAAGCGUUACGAACGGUUUGUAUUAUGCUCGCGGAUCUUCCCAAGUGUACGAUCGCUGGGUUGAUUUGGGGAACCCUGGGUGGGGUUGGGAGGACGUGUAUCCACUCUUUCGUAAAUCCACGAAGCUUAAUCCGCCAAACUCGCCACAACUGUCCGAGUUCAGCCAGGCGUACAAGACCUGGGACGAAUCCGCGUACGGUGGUGGGCCUCUGGAGCUGGGCUUUCAAGGAUACGUGACAGAUUCUACUAAUGACUUCGUGAUCGCCUGCUCCGAAGCAAUUGAUAUCCCGAUCGUCAACGAUCUGAACCUUGGUGUUGGUCAAGGUGUCAAAUUGGGUACUACAACCACUAAUUCGGUCCUCCGGAGAUCGUCCAGUUACGACAGCUUCUAUCAGCAAGCACGGAACCGCACCAAUCUGCGUGUUCUAUACAAUGCGCCGGUGACUGGAAUUGCCUUCAGCAGCGUUGAAAGUGGAAACACGACAUCAGCCGGGAAUGCUACUACCGGGACCAGGCCCAGAGCGAUUGGAAUCAGCUACAUCGAACAAUCCACAGGUUUUGUAAGGCAGACACGAGCACGCAAGGAGGUGAUUGUCAGCAUGGGCGCGUUUCACACGCCUCAGCUGUUGAUGGUCUCGGGUGUAGGUCCGGCUGCAGAGUUGGAGAGGGUCGGUGUGCAACCAGUGCAUAUCAACGAGAAUGUAGGUCAACACCUGGAUGACCAUUCAGUGUUCUCGAUAAUGGCUCGCGCAAACCCAAAUUCUUCGACAACUAGCAUGUCGUCUACUCCAGAUAAUCUCCAGGCCGCCCAGGCUGAGUUUUUCGAUAACUUGACUGGCCCCUACACAGCACCCUCUGGUGUGACCAACGGUUUCAAGAAGCUUUCGGUCGAGGAACUCCAAUCCAUUGGAGCUGGAGCUGUCAUAGAAGCCGGAUUGGCAAAUCAAUCGCACAUCGAGUUCCUAUUCGAGACGGUUUGGUACCCUUGGAUCCCAACGCCGUACUACGUAGCGCUGCCAAACGAGUCAUACAUCAGUAUAACUGCGAGUUCGAUGGUGCAGCUCAGCCGUGGAAAUAUAACGCUCCGGUCAAGUUCGAUGAGCGAUGCGCCCUUGAUCAAUCCCAACUAUUACGCCGACGAGACGGAUGGUAUCAUGGGCGUACAUUCUUUCCGUUAUCUUCGUGAAAUCCUCCGCCAUCCAUCUCUUGCCCAACAUACUAUCGGUGAUAAUGUGGGCGAAGUUUCCCCAGGGCCCGAGGUUGCCGACGACGAUGAUGAGGCCAUUCUGCAGUAUAUCAAGAAUAACACAAUGCCGAAUUGGCAUGCUUCGGGAACGGCCCGAAUGCGGCCCGAAGCAGAUGGCGGUGUUGUCGAUCCACGUCUUAAAGUUUACGGGGUUGAUGGACUUCGUGUGAUUGACUGCUCCAUAAUACCAGUCUUGCCCGAUGCGAACAUUUUGGCUUCCGUCUACAUGAUAGCAGAGAAAGGCGCAGAAAUGAUAAAGGAAGACUGGGAAGAUGCAGAUUAUGAGCAGAAGAGGAAGUGA
This is a messenger RNA of Didymosphaeria variabile, 1938 nucleotides long. RefSeq lists its product as uncharacterized. NCBI's taxonomy places the organism in Eukaryota, Fungi, Ascomycota, Dothideomycetes, Pleosporales, Didymosphaeriaceae. Bases 1 to 1938 code for a protein of 645 amino acids. The record is from RefSeq and is a predicted model, not a curated record. The transcript is spliced from 3 exons. Gene Ontology annotation, molecular function: oxidoreductase activity, acting on CH-OH group of donors; flavin adenine dinucleotide binding. Gene Ontology annotation, biological process: secondary metabolite biosynthetic process.